Molecule: messenger RNA, 898 nt
Organism: Maniola jurtina (meadow brown)
Lineage: Eukaryota; Metazoa; Arthropoda; Insecta; Lepidoptera; Nymphalidae
Gene: Dhfr
Product: dihydrofolate reductase
Exons: 5
Coding region: 199-756 (185 amino acids)
Biological process (GO): dihydrofolate metabolic process; glycine biosynthetic process; tetrahydrofolate biosynthetic process
Cellular component (GO): mitochondrion
Molecular function (GO): dihydrofolate reductase activity; NADP binding
Source: RefSeq, a predicted model, not a curated record
UUUUCAAAAAUCUAUCGUUGCUGUGGACUGGUUGCUAAAUUAAUUUUAAAAAUUGAAAUUAUAAAUGAAAUCUUAAAUAAGAACUAACGUUCCAUAUCUCUGGAUGAAAAUUCCAUUUCUCGACGGCUCUGUGCUUAUUCCCAGUUUAUAAGCAAAUAAGUUUCUCACGUGUAAAGUUAUCGUGAAUUUUUUACUACGAUGUCAAAGGUGAAAUUGAAUUUGAUAGCGGCGGCAUGUGAGAACAUGGGUAUUGGAGCAAAUGGUGCUCUACCAUGGAGACUGAAAAAAGAAAUGGCGUACUUCACCACAAUGACAAGUAAAGUGUCAUCACCAGACAAGACAAAUGCUGUCAUCAUGGGACGUAGAACAUGGGACUGCAUACCAUUGAAGUACAGGCCUUUGCCAAAUAGAGUCAAUAUUGUACUGACAGGACAAGUUGAUGCUAUCAAAGAAACGGUUCCAGAAGGUGUGAUAGUUGUUCCAGGUCUGGAUGAAGCCAUCAGCUACAUUGAAGGUCGAGAGGAUAUUGAGUCCACCUGGGUUAUAGGCGGCUCAUCUAUUUACAAGGCAGCAAUGCAGCAUCCAAACUGUGGCAAAAUAUAUCUAACAGAGAUACAGAAGUCAUUUGACUGUGACACAUUCUUUCCCAACAUCGACAAGCAACAGUUCCACUUGGUGGACGAAGAGGAGGUCCCAGGGGACAGACAGAUGGAAGGCGAUAUUAGCUAUUACUACAGAGUUUAUAAGCGGUUAUAAACUACAAUAAGAAGCCGGGAGACUGACGCGAUUGUAAAGUGAACCAAAUUACAUUUAAUGAAUGAAGAGGUGGACCAAAUUACACCAAGUUCACAAAAGGAGAUACCAGAGGACAUUUAGAUGGACGGAAAUAUAUUUAGGU